AUGGAUCCUCUAAAUUCGACCAUGAUUCAUUCAUAUUCGGGUUGUAAUAACGGGGAUGGCCAAACUAAUGAAGUGAUACAUUAUUCACGGGUGUCCUCGGUUAUAUAUCGGCCGAACGUAUACGCCGCGUUGUCAUUUCGUUUGACAAGAGAAAUGAUAUCGGUCCUCUUUCUUCUCUCGAGCGUCAACUAUGGGAGCAGUUACAAUAACUUUUCUGCAUUGGUAACCGCGAACGCCACGAUGGCGGUAGUGAUCGACAGGAGCUACUUCGGCAGCAAAGAGGAGCACCGUAAAGCCGUCGAUGUGAUACUCGAUCUGAUAACGGACAACGUGAACAGAGAGAUGCACGUAGGUGGUAUCGCCGUUCGUGUUUUCCGGGACGCGAACGUCAAUCUACGGCAAGAUUACACGAUACUUCUGUCGGUCGCGACUUGCCACCUAACAUGGAGAUUGCACGAGGCUGCGCGAAAGGAGGAUCUAAUACAUCUUGCGCUAACAGAUCCGGACUGUCCCAGAAUUUCGGACACCGACGGCAUGAGCGUCCCCUUGAUCGUUCCCGGCGACGAACUCUCCCAGAUAUUCCUUGAUCUGAGGAUGAUGAACAUCCUCACCUGGAACGUGAUCAACAUUCUCCACGACGACACGUUCGGUGAUAAGACUAGCUACACUUCUAGUCGCGAUUACCUGGUGUGCACGGUCUCUGUUCCAGGCAGGGACACGAUCAGCCGAGUGAUGGAGGCAAUAUCGAACAAGCUGCCCAGCAAACGGCUGAAUCUCAUCUCGAGAUCGAUCUUCACUCUGCAACACGACGAAACCGAGAGGGGCCGUAAGAGUUCGGUUAGAAAGGUGCUGCACGAUUUUCACGUGGACCAACUGGGACACUGUUUCUUGGUGAUCGCCACCGUCGAUAUAGUCGCAGACGUUAUGGAAGUGGCGAGGUCCCUGAACAUGGUUCAUCCUGGCAGUCAAUGGUUGUACGUUAUCACCGACAGCGCGGCGCAGAACGCGACCAACAUAACGACCUUUGUUGAUUUACUGGCUGAAGGGGGAAACGUGGCCUUCAUAUACAACGCGUCAGAUUACGAUGGCUACUGCGAACCCAAAUUAACGCGUUACGUUAAGGAACUGGUCGGAGCUCUGGCCAGAGCUUUGGAAUAUUCGGUGAGAAACGAGAUCGAGUUAGUGAAGAGGAUAGGCGAUGAGAAUUUCGAGAUCGUACGGCUAACGAAACACGAGAGACGUCACGAGAUGCUGAAGAACAUCAAAAUGUAUCUCGUCCAGAACACAGACUCCACGGAUGUCGCGUGUGGAAAAUGCCUGGUAUGGAAGUUUUCCUCGUCCAUCACGUGGGGGAACUUUUUCUCUAAUGAGAACGAUGUCGCACAUCUGCUGGACAUAGGGAUGUGGACGCCAGAAUUCGGAAUCAACGUAACGGACGUUCUCUUUCCUCACAUCGCUCAUGGAUUUAGGGGCUCCAUCUUACCGAUCGCGACUUAUCACAAUCCACCGUGGCAGAUAAUCUCGGUGGGUAAAACAGGCGAAAAAACGUACGAAGGUUUGGUCUUCGACGUGGUCAACUACCUAAGCAAGAAGUUGAACUUCACGUAUAAAGUGUUCGCACCGGAAGUGUACAAGACUCCGAAGUCAUGGAACGCUUCUCGGUUCGCCAAACUCGGAGAAAAAGUCAAGGAGAUGACGAUGUCGAACACAAGGAACGUUCCGCGGGAGGUGAUCGACUUGGUGCGCGAGAAGAAGGUCCUGCUGGCCGCGUGCGCGUACACCGUGAACGAAUAUGGGAAGAUCGCAAUAAAUUUUACGGUACCGAUUUUCGUGCAAACGUAUAGCUUUUUAACUUCCAGGCCGAGACAGCUGUCGAGAGCUCUACUGUUCGCCUCGCCGUUUACCAAAGAGACGUGGGCCUGUCUGGCCGCAUCCAUUAUCAUAAUGGGUCCGAUCUUGUACCUGGUUCACAAGUACAGCCCGUACAGCACGAAGACCUCUGGACUGAACUCGCCCUGGCAGUGUGUGUGGUACGUGUACGGGGCGCUUCUUCAGCAAGGAGGGAUGUAUUUACCACACUCUGACAGCGCGCGUGUUUUGAUCGGCAUCUGGUGGUUGAUCGUGAUGGUUUUGGUGGCCACGUAUUCCGGAAGUUUGGUCGCUUUCCUCACGUUUCCAAGAAUGGACACCGCCAUUUUGACGGUGGAGGAUCUGAUCGCGAACAAGGAUCGAAUCACGUGGGGCUUUCUGAACGGAAGUUUCCUCGAGGUGUACCUUCGUAACGCGGACGAGCAAAAGUAUCAUACUUUGCUGGCUCGCGCGGAGAUGUACAACGACACGGAAAACGAGGAAUUGAUGCAACGCGUGAAGGAUGGAAAUCACGCUUUAAUCGACUGGAGGAGUUCCCUUAGAUUCGUGAUGAGGAAAGAUCUGCUGCUCACCGGAGGCUGUCACUUUUCUCUGAGCGCGGACGAGUUCAUGGACGAGCCUAUCGCGAUGAUCGUUCCGCAAGGAAGCCCCUAUUUGUCCAUCAUCGACGCGGAAUUGCAUCGAAUGCACGAGUCUGGGCUGAUGCACAAAUGGAUCACCGAGAGGAUGCCGAUGAAAGACAAAUGCUGGGAAAUACCAGGCAGCAACCAGGCGGUGAACAAACGGAAAGUGAACGUGGCCGACAUGCAAGGAAUAUUCUUCGUCCUAUUUAUAGGUGUGACGUUGUCCUUCCUCCUUCUUUUCUGCGAGUUCUACUGGCACAGGCGCAAGAUCACCAAGGAACGAAAACUUAUUCGUCCGUUCGUCUCAUAA
Dufourea novaeangliae is the source of this 2802-nucleotide messenger RNA. RefSeq lists its product as uncharacterized. The transcript is spliced from 16 exons. Gene Ontology annotation, biological process: monoatomic ion transport. The record is from RefSeq and is a predicted model, not a curated record. Gene Ontology annotation, molecular function: ligand-gated monoatomic ion channel activity; signaling receptor activity. The coding region runs from base 1 to 2802 and encodes 933 amino acids. NCBI's taxonomy places the organism in Eukaryota, Metazoa, Arthropoda, Insecta, Hymenoptera, Halictidae. Gene Ontology annotation, cellular component: membrane.